AUGUUUGGUAAACUGCGUCAACCUGAACAUCGUAUUAAAGCCAAACGUCUUCAAUACAACGGGAUUCAGCCGUCGUCUUCUGGUGAGAUCAAUCUGCGAAUCUCUUCUUCAUGCACUCUCAUACAAAAUAAAGGUGAUUCAGCCAAAUCCACUUUUUGGCCGUCCCCACGGCAACUUCCUUCUGGAUAUCUCGCACGUCCUGAAACCGGGAACAUCGAGUUCACUGGAGAUUCCAUCCAUCUUCUGUCCUCAUCAGUCCUCCAGCACUCUGCUGGCCUGACAACGUCGACUGACGGCGAUGCUUCUCCUCGUGGCGGCAGUCCAGUGAAUGCGUUAGGAGUCGAGCCUGAGCAGGCGGCAGCGACUUCGACGAGCUUCGAUGUGCUAAUCGGCUCACGAGCAAAUGAUUCCGCGGCUCGACGACUUUUGUACAGCACAACAGCAGCCAUAGUGACCCGGCGAACGCAGUCCGCUCGACCGCCACUGGUCGCCAGUGAAGAGUCCUCCAGUUCUGACCCUAUUUCGCCCUCUCUUGUCGGUUCUUGUUCAUCUCUAGCCUCACUUUCAGAUGCGGACUGA
Protopolystoma xenopodis is the source of this 579-nucleotide messenger RNA. The record is from the annotation of a GenBank genome assembly. NCBI's taxonomy places the organism in Eukaryota, Metazoa, Platyhelminthes, Monogenea, Polystomatidea, Polystomatidae.